AUGAACAUUCACAUGGAUACCGCAGAAUGGCUCAAGGUACGGCCAUUGAACUAUCAUGGUUUUCUCAUCCAAUCUCCGACAUAUUUUUUGGAUGAAGGGAAUACUCGUUAUUUUAGAGCAAGCUCGCCAAAGAAGGAAGCACCUCUUCCGUCUUCUUCGUGUGUCUUCUUCUCGUUUUCUAGGGUUCUAGUGGGAUAGGGUCUUUGAUUCUCCCUCUAAUCGCUCCAGUGGCUCAUGUAUACACUCAUUCUUCGUUCUUGAGAAUCUCCUGAAAGUUGCGAGAAGCCCUGCAUUAUCUUGCAUGAGAAACGCACGCAGAGAAGGAGACAGAAAAUAUGAGACACCGUGUUCUAACCUACACCACAUGCACAGAAGAAUGGGGAGAGAGAGUGACGGGGAAGGGAGGGAGAGUGUUUGCAUCUUGGACAUCUUGCAUUAUCUUGCAGCACCACAUGAACAGAUACACAGAGAGACAGAGAGUCCAUGCGAGACGUCCUCUAUUUAGCUGCACCGAGGACAAGAGGAGGAGGAGAGAAAGAGAGAGAGACGUUCUGCAUUAACCUGAUGAAUACAUGCACAGAGGACGAGAGAAAGAAAGAGAGCGAGAGGGAGAAACUUGAAAAAUCAACGUGCUAGAUCACAUCUCUCCUUUUCCUUUAAUCAAUGGCGGGCGAAACGACUCAAAGAAAAGAUAACGAAACAAUAAUCUACGUUUUCCCACUUUAACUGCAAGCCUUUCUCAAAGAACUAAAGAGCUCCCCAUCCUCGAGCUUCGCACUCCAAUGAUAAUCUCUCAACCCCUCUUUUCCCGCUUUAUUUUUCGCACAGAAUUUCAUGCUUCAAUCAUCUCUAAGGUAAUCUCACCCCUUCUUCUUCUUCUUCUUCUUCCUCGUCGACUGGUUGACCAGAGCAUCGUUCAGGAAGAAGGCUGCAUGGACUCCUCUUCGUCCCUGUCGGGGGAGAUCAUCUCCUGCACCCGCCCGCCGCAGGCCAUGGAGCGCCGCCUCCGCCCUCAACAUGAGCAGCCCCUUAAAUGCCCCCGCUGCGACUCCACCCACACCAAGUUCUGCUACUACAACAACUACAGCCUCUCUCAACCAAGGUACUGUUGAAUUUUGAGCUGGAUUGGCUCAGUUCCUUCAUACAGCAUCGGAGAUAAUCAUUCAAUUCUUAGUUCAUAGAUUAAUCCCACGUCUAAUAGUGACAUAUAAACAUCAACAUGAGUUUUCUAUGCUCGCUGCCGAUUUAUCCUGAGUUUUGACGACACUGUGUGGGAUUACAGAUACUUCUGCAAAACCUGCCGCCGGUAUUGGACCAAGGGAGGCUCCCUCCGCAACGUCCCUGUUGGUGGUGGCUGCCGGAAGAACAAGAGAUCGGGGGGGAAGAAGCCCGCCAUGGAGAUCCCCCAGGCGCCACCGGCGCCCCCUCUGAACCCCCUCCCGUCCUACCCGGGUCUGCAGCUGCCGCACCUCGGCUCUCUGGCAGGCAACGCUCACGGCCUCGCUUUAAUGGAGUGCAUGCUCGAGGGCCACGGUGCCGUGGACGGAGGAGAGUUCGGCGCAGUGCUGCGCAACCCCGGAAACCUCCUCUUCAUGGGCGGCGGCGCCACCACCGCUGGCGGAGGCCGCAGCAUGGGCAGCUUCGGGGACAUGAACCAUGGCUUCCUCUCCUCUACAUUCCAUGGCGGUUCUCCACCGGGAUUCUCCAUGGACGGCGGCCACAGCGGCGUUUUCAUGGAGGCGUGCCAGAGUAUGGCUAUCAAUCCCGUGGAGACAAAGCCCCACGAGAAACUGCUGUCUCUCGAGUGGCAGCAAGACCAGGGCUGCGCCGACGUCGGCCGGGAUGGGUUCUACUACCCCGCUGGCGUCGGCUUGUGGGGCGGCAUGAUGAACAGCCACGGAUCCUCCGCCUCUAAUCCUUUGGUCUAG
Messenger RNA from Spirodela intermedia, 1928 nucleotides. The record is from the annotation of a GenBank genome assembly. NCBI's taxonomy places the organism in Eukaryota, Viridiplantae, Streptophyta, Magnoliopsida, Alismatales, Araceae.